Populus euphratica (Euphrates poplar) is the source of this 1329-nucleotide messenger RNA. RefSeq names its product cysteine-rich receptor-like protein kinase 10. The transcript is spliced from 7 exons. The record is from RefSeq and is a predicted model, not a curated record. Bases 1 to 1329 code for a protein of 442 amino acids. Gene Ontology annotation, biological process: protein phosphorylation. Gene Ontology annotation, molecular function: protein kinase activity. NCBI's taxonomy places the organism in Eukaryota, Viridiplantae, Streptophyta, Magnoliopsida, Malpighiales, Salicaceae.
AUGUCACUGAUUGUCAUGAUGCUCAAUGGUUCCACUAUAACCUCUCCAGCGCCAUCGCAGCCUGGUUUUUAUGUGUCAAUGGAAAAUUCUGGACCAGUUUCAGGGACAGAAGAUUCUGUCUCUGGAAUAGCCCAGACAGAUGGACUUGGCCAAAUUGAAACUGCUACACCUGAAACAUUUUACCGAGGUUACUAUAUCUCUACUGUGGGCCUGGGCCAGAACCUCAAUCUGGUUUAUGGCCUCAAAAACUGUCCAGGUUUUACCCCCAAGGAAGUUUGCCAUAACUGUGCAAAUUCUGUAGCUACAAAAAUCAUCCAACGGUGUCCUCACCAGAAGGUUGCUUUUGUAUUUAACGAGAGUAGUUUGCUACAGUACUCGGACUUGCCAUUUUUCUCAACUGCUGACGUUGCUAUAAAGCUUGUUUUUCUUAGCCUUCAGAAUGCUGAAGACCCGGUUCUUUUCAGGAGUCAAUUAGGAAGUUUGCUUGGGAACAUCUCAUCCAACGCUGCCGCUGAUACUUCAAGAUUAGCAGAUGGAAGGACUAGUUACACAAGUUCUAUUGAUAUAUAUGCUAUGCUUUCGAGUAAAAGUGUAGCUUCUUGGGUAUAUGCUCUCAGCUGCAGUAUUGGCUACAAGAUAUAUUCAUUCUUUUCAUUGUCAAUGCUGUCACCUCCUCCUCCUCCUCCAUCAGUUCAAUUCAACUCAAUUCAACUGCAACUGUUUGUUGGUUGUUGUGCCUUUGCUAUGCCAUUAGAUGUCUCCAUGCAACCUGAAAUCUCUGAUUUUGGGCUGGCCAGGCUUUUCUCGGGAAGUCAAACUCAAGGCAAUACCAAGCGAAUUGCUGGGCUUAGUAAUGGUUACAUGGCACUGCAGUACGCUAAAAAGGGGCACUUUUCAACUAAAUCCGAUGUUUACAGCUUUGGUAUUCUGGUUUUGGAGAUUGUCACGGGUCAAAAGAUGUCUAGUUUCCGUAAUUCAAUAAAUCUUCAAAGCUGUGCAUGGCGACACUGGACUAACGGAACAGCUUUAGAGUUGGUGGAUCCUACAUUAGGUGGGCAAAGGCCAGAAAAUGAAAAUUUGAAGUGCAUCCACAUAGGGUUGUUGUGUGUUCAAGAAGCUGUUGCUGACAGACCUACAAUGUCACAGAUUGUCAUGAUGCUCAAUGGUAACACCAUGACCUCUCCCACGCCAUCACGACCAGGUUUUUACAUGCCAAGGGAAAAUUCUGAAUCAGCUUCAGGAACAGACGAUUCUGGUUCAACUCAGUUGCCAGUGUCAUCACAACAAUCUAUAAAUUGGGUUUCGAUCACUGAAUUAUAUCGUCGGUAG